This is a messenger RNA of Colletotrichum navitas, 1433 nucleotides long. RefSeq lists its product as uncharacterized. The record is from RefSeq and is a predicted model, not a curated record. The transcript is spliced from 6 exons. NCBI's taxonomy places the organism in Eukaryota, Fungi, Ascomycota, Sordariomycetes, Glomerellales, Glomerellaceae. The coding region runs from base 308 to 1429 and encodes 373 amino acids.
UGUACAUUAGUCCUCCCUCCACUCCGCUCCUCUCACUGUCAAUGUCAGAUCACUUCCGUAAACGUUAGACGGACGAUGAUGUUGACGAACUGAUUGCCACAUAAAGCGGUCCAACACCAGCCGGCUCUGGAGCCCUGUCUUCUUAUGCUACUCCUCCUUCCUCCCGCCCGGAUCUUCGGUAAUAUCCUUCGCACCUCACCGCGUCCCGACGACGGGUCAGUUCGCUGGCCUUCGGCCCUGCGGGUUAGCAUCGAGUCUACCCAGCACAGAACUAGUACUGGAAACUCUCUUCGAAUCGCCAGUCACGAUGGAUGCGCCGUGGACGUACAACACCCCUCCGGGAACGGAGACCUCGGGCGUGCAUAUCGCGACCGUCGCUCUGGUUCUUACGGCAAUGUCGCUGGUAAUCAUGAGUAUGCGACUGUAUGUGCGUGUCAUUAUGUUGAACGCAGCCGGUUUAGACGACUGGGUCAUCGUCGUAACGUGGGUUGCGGCUUGCGGUUUCGCAAUAGUCAGCACGAUUCAAACUAAAUGGGGCCUUGGACUCCAGAACAUCGCGGACAUGCCCAGCCAGAACCUCUACAACUUUGGCUUGUUACAGUAUGCCGGUGCGCCCUUCUACAUCAGCAGCAUCCUCGGCUUCAAGAUAAGCCUGCUACUCUCUUACCUCCGCUUCAUUCCCAAGGGUGCCUACAGAAUAGGAACAUUCAUCACCAUGGGUAUGUGUGUUGCAUAUCACUUCAUGUUUCUCGUGGUCCAGAUAAACCUCUGCACACCGAUUGCCAAGCAGUGGGACCCAACAAUCACGAAUGGCUCCUGCAUUCCAGGAGUCCCCUUCUACACCGCCAUGUCCUUGUUGACGAUCUUUUUUGACCUUGUAGUCAUGUUCCUCCCCUUCCCAGUACUCGCGAGCUCGAAGAUCCAAAAGCGCAAAAAGGUUGUGCUCCUCGGCCUCUUCGGCCUCGGCGCCUUCAUCACCGUCAUCCAGAUCAUCCGUAUCCAGACCGUUCGCGCGCUCGCAAACUACCUCGACUCGGCGCCUCUCAUCAUGUGGUCCGCGGUGGAGAGCAACCUCGGCAUUAUUGUCUGCUGCGUACCGACACUUGCCCCACUCGUCAAGUACUUCAACGAGAAGAGCAGGUCGGGGAGCCGGAGCAACAAGUACGGCGGCCCCAGCGGCCACGGCAGGUCUGCGAAGAGCGGCAACGUGGGAAGCAGGUACGCUCUGCAGAGCUGGCGGCCAGGAAUGAACGGGAUGCAACCGCUAGGCAGUGGCACCGACCGCACUGAAAGCGGCGUGCGUCACUCGAGGACAGGCAAGGGGUCUGAUGAGGAAAACGCGGACUACCAGGGCUCGCCGGGUAUCAUUAAGAAGACGACGGAGUUCGUGGUCAGAAGCGAUCCAAUAGUACCAGGGCAAGCUGUCUAAGGGG